UUGCAAAUCACAAAUGAGAACAAAAAAGCAAAAACUGCGAAUGAAAAGUGGUUUCGGUGAAAAAUUUUAGCCUGUUCAUGUGAUUUUGUGAUUUGUGUUUGUGCUAAAUUUAUUGUAGACUGAGUUUUUAUAAUAUUUUUGGAGCAACGUUCCGAAAAACACGUACUGCUUGGUAGUAAUAUGAGUAAUGUUACCAACCAAAAUGGAACAGGUCUAGAGCAGCAGCUUGCUGGUCUGGACUUGCAGCCUCAGGCUCCAAAGAGUGCUGGCCGCUAUAUCCCUCCGCAUCUGCGUAGGCAAUUGGAGGCCAAAGGUGAGGAACCUAAGCGCCCAAGCUUAGAGUCUCGUCCCAGCGACGCGAAGGACAACCGUUCACCAUUAGGAGGCAACGCUAGGACGUACGACCGUGGUGGGCGGCGCGACGACCGCGACCGUGACCGCGACUUCGAUCGCGGCUACGACUCGCGAUUCCCGCGCAGAAACCGCGGUCGUGAUGGUGGCUAUCAGAAUGGCGAGUCGGAGCGGUGGGCGGAGCCGGAUCGCGGCGGCGACCGCGGUGGCGACCGCGGCGGCGACCGCGGGGGCGACCGCGGUGGCGAUCGCGGCAGCUGGGCCAGCGGCGGCGGCGGAGGCGGCGGCGGUCGCGGUGGCGGCGGUGGCGGGCAGUUCGGUGCGUCGCGCGACAUCCGGCGCGACGAGGACUUCAACAGCGAACCGCCUCGCAACGACCGGUGGAAGGAGCCGGAGCCGCGCUCCGACGACACUCGCUCACACUCGCGCUGGCCUUCCGACGACGUGCGCCGCACAUCGUCUCGCCGGGACGAACAGAACGACUGGACUAUUCCGCUGCCGCGCGACGAGCGACAGGAGUUGGAUCUAUUCGGGACGGGCAACACGGGCAUCAACUUCUCCAAAUACGAGGAUAUUCCUGUCGAGGCCAGCGGAGACAACGUGCCGGACUGCAUUACAAGCUUUGAGGAUGUUAACCUGACGGAAAUAAUGCGCUCGAACAUAGCCCUCGCCCGCUACGAUAAGCCGACGCCGGUGCAGAAGUACGCGAUCCCGAUAGUGUUGGCGCGGCGCGACGUGAUGGCGUGCGCGCAGACCGGCUCCGGCAAGACCGCCGCCUUCCUCGUGCCCAUACUCAACCAGAUGUACGAGGCCGGCCCGGUCAAGAACGCGGGACCCUAUGUUCGGCGCAAGCAGUAUCCGCUUGGGCUCGUGCUGGCGCCGACUCGCGAGCUCGCCACGCAGAUCUACGAUGAAGCCAGAAAGUUUGCUUACCGCUCCAAAGUGCGCCCCUGUGUCGUUUACGGCGGCUCGCCGAUCCCAGACCAGCUGUACGAGUUGGAGCGCGGCUGCCACCUGCUCGUCGCGACGCCCGGCCGCCUCGUCGACAUGCUCGUGCGCGGCCGCGUCGCCCUCGACCACUGCCGCCAUCUCGUGCUAGACGAGGCCGACAGGAUGUUGGACAUGGGCUUCGAGCCGCAGAUCCGCAAGAUCGUCGAGUGCCACACCAUGCCGAAGACCGGCGAGCGGCAGACGCUCAUGUUCUCCGCUACGUUCCCCAAACAGAUCCAAGUCCUGGCGCAGGACUUUCUGCAUAAUUACGUGUUCCUCGCGGUCGGCCGUGUCGGUUCCACUUCGGAGAAUAUUACGCAGAAGGUCGUAUGGGUGGAGGAGCAAGACAAGAGAUCGUUCCUGCUGGAUCUCCUGAACGCGUCCAACCUGCUCCAGCGUCAGCGCCCCGAAGAAGAUCAAUUGACGCUCGUUUUCGUCGAAACGAAAAAAGGUGCCGACCAGCUAGAAGAGUUCUUGGACGUGGAUGGUUACCCGGUGACGUCGAUCCACGGCGACCGCACGCAGCGCGAGCGCGAGGAGGCGCUGCGCCGCUUCCGCACCGGACAGACGCCAAUACUCGUCGCCACCGCCGUCGCCGCUAGAGGCUUGGACAUCCCGCACGUGCGCCACGUGAUCAACUUCGACCUGCCGUCGGACGUGGAGGAGUACGUGCACCGCAUCGGGCGUACCGGCCGCAUGGGCAACCUCGGCGUGGCCACCUCCUUCUUCAACGACUCCAACCGCGGCCUCGCCCGGGACCUCGUGGAGCUGCUCAUUGAGGCUAAGCAGGAUGUGCCCAACUGGCUGACGAACACGGCAGCGGAGGGCCGUUCAGGCGGCGGCGGGCGUCGUGCCGGCAACCGCUCCGGCGGCGGCGGACGGUUCGGCGGCAGCGGCUUCGGCGCGCGCGAUUUCCGUACCCAGCCGCGACAGUCCGGAGGGCGAGGACCGGGAGGAUCUAUGGGCUCCGGUUUUGCGUACGGCGGCGGCUCUUACGGCGGCAACUACGGCGGGUCGUACGGCGGCGGCGGCGGCGGGGGCGGCGGCAACGGCGGCCCCGACUGGUGGGGCGGAGAGAACUAAGCCCCGCCCCCACCCCCUAGCGCCCAACAGUAUCCCAGUUCCAUUACACCAAUGAGCCCUAAUCCUGUUUACCUAGUGUCAAAUUAAAAAGUAGUGUUUUGUCAAGGGGUUCACCAAAUCCUAACUACAAAGCUAUAAGAAUUAAAAUUCCAUCAUUGUUUGGUAAAUACGUCAUUUGUAAAUGUAUCCUUUCACACGAUUUGAUUCCUAGACCUCUGUUAUACAGCUAUAGUAGGUUAUAAUUGUCAGUUUCGAAUACAAACUCCUUUUACCGUGUACAUAAUUUUUGUUGUUGCCAACGUUUUACGUAUUUAUUUAUUUCUAUAUUAAUUAUAAUUUCACGAAAGCUUGUUUUCGUAUUGGAACUGGGCCUUCAUCUUAGACGAAGCGCCAUAAUAUACCGGAUUUGUAAUGAAGUUGCAUGCGAAUGCCGCAAUAGCGAGCGUCUUGCUGCAACUUCAAGUUGUUGGACAGUAACAUCGUCACAAAGCUCUCAUGCAGUUCCCAGUAGUACUGUUGGCCGUAUCCUAAUAAACCUCUCGUGCAACGUUCGAUUAAUGUAUUAUUUUUAAUGUUAAUCUGAGAGUUGGACUGAAGCCCGCUAUGUAUAGUGUUGGUGCGGUGGCGUGCGAGCGCUGAAUCUCACGCGCGCGUUCGCGGUCGGAUCGCACGCUGCGCCGCAUAUCGCUGCGACAAAUCUUUAAUCUUUGUUGAGAUAUACUCGAUGAUAAGGGAUAUAGUAGUUAAUACGCGUUUAAAAUGUCUCUAAAAUCCUAGGAUUUUUGCGGUGUUACAUUUUACAAGCUAAACUGGGAUACCCCUAAGUAAAUGAAUUAUAUGAAUUAUGUUAUAUUAGUAUUAAAUAUUUAUUACGUUUGUCAUUUUGUCACAAUCGAAACUUAAAUCAUAUUAUUCGCAGCGUCACGCGGCGUAGUCUGUGAUCCGAUUUAGGCUGAUGUUAACCGGCACUUAAUCAGAGUUAAACUAAUCGAGGUUAAGUUUUCGACAAAUGGCGCUUUACAUAAGCCUCUUAACCGUCAUAGAUUAAGCCCGAGGAACCUACGCGGGUGCUAUUCUAACCAAUCGCUCCUGCGGCCUACGGGCGUUUUAUUAUUUCUCGAUGAUGUGAAGUAGUCUAUUAAUGAUAGAAAUAUUUUUGAUGUCUGAUCUGUAUCGUGAAGUCGUUCGAAUAAUGUUUUUUCGAUUCUAAUUUAUCUUCGCUGACUCACCACUUCCGAAACGGAGUUUUUGAAGCAUUUAAAGCACCCUAUCGUCUCAAUGUAGCUAUUCGACGCCGUAGCAAAUAGUCGGGAUACAGACGGUAUCAUAGUGAAUAUUUACGAGAAUUUUGUCUGUAGAGAUCCUAUAAAUGUAACAUCUGUCACCGUUUCCAUUUAUAAUUUCAAUGUGAUUUUACCAAUAAAAUUAAGAAACCAGAA
Messenger RNA from Aricia agestis (brown argus), 3863 nucleotides. RefSeq names its product ATP-dependent RNA helicase bel (gene bel). Gene Ontology annotation, biological process: cell differentiation; gamete generation. The record is from RefSeq and is a predicted model, not a curated record. Gene Ontology annotation, cellular component: nucleus; P granule. Gene Ontology annotation, molecular function: ATP binding; RNA binding; RNA helicase activity. The coding region runs from base 181 to 2424 and encodes 747 amino acids. The transcript has 13 exons. NCBI's taxonomy places the organism in Eukaryota, Metazoa, Arthropoda, Insecta, Lepidoptera, Lycaenidae.